Molecule: messenger RNA, 1988 nt
Organism: Carassius carassius (crucian carp)
Lineage: Eukaryota; Metazoa; Chordata; Actinopteri; Cypriniformes; Cyprinidae
Product: beta-1,3-galactosyltransferase 2-like
Exons: 3
Coding region: 75-1115 (346 amino acids)
Cellular component (GO): membrane
Molecular function (GO): N-acetyl-beta-D-glucosaminide beta-(1,3)-galactosyltransferase activity
Source: RefSeq, a predicted model, not a curated record
CUCACUAUUAAAUGCAUCUUUGAUCUGUUUCUCUUUUUUUUCUUUGCAGUUUGGCUCAAGAUAGUGGUCUAUUUAUGCGUCACAUUAAAAAGACAUUUAUUCUGCUGCUCACAUUAGCAUUUUUAUUGUCUGCUGUUGCUUAUGUCUUUGAGACAACUACAUUCUCUCAAACCUGGUUGAAUAAAAUCAUGAACCGGAUUCAUUAUAAGGUAAUUAAAAGCACUUCGGCUGAUCGUACUGAAAAUGAUUUAUUAGCACCUUUGUCCAAUCAAUAUAUCCAACCAAGAGGUACAACUAUCCAUCAUUAUGUGGCUCAUCCUAGCAACUAUCAUUUCAUCCUGGAUGAACCUGAUAAAUGUAAGCAGGAUCCGUUCCUGGUCUUGAUGGUCCCUGUGGCCCCCCAUCAGCUGGAGGCUCGUAACGCCAUCCGCAGCACAUGGGGGACUGAGAGCUCAGUGCAGGGAAAAGCAGUGCUGACUCUGUUCUUGGUGGGUUUGACUGGAGGAGCUGAAGCUCAACAUCAGCUGGAGGAAGAGAGUCGACAACACAGAGAUUUACUGCAGAGCAACUUUGUGGACUCUUACUUCAAUCUGACCAUAAAGACCAUGGUGAUCAUGGACUGGCUGGCCACUCGUUGCCCUCAAGCAGCUUAUGCUAUGAAGAUUGAUUCUGAUAUGUACAUAAACCUGGAGAACCUGAUGACCCUGCUGUUGUCACCCAACACACCCAGACAGAACUACAUCACAGGCCAUUUGAUGAGGAACGAGGUUGUUGUCAGAAACAUAAACUCUAAAUGGUAUGUGGCAGAGGAAUUGUACCCUGAACCGAAAUACCCCACAUACCUACUGGGAAUGGCAUAUGUUUUCUCCAGUGACCUACCAAAAAAAUUAGUUGAGGCAUCAAAGAAAGUAAAGCCCUUUAACAUAGAAGAUGCAUAUGUGGGCGCUUGUCUGAAACAGUUGGGCGUUGCACCCUCAUCUCCCCCAGACUCUUCACAGUUUAAAGCCUAUAUGGGGCAAUAUAAGCGAGAGGAUUUUCUCAGAGUUAUCACGACAAUCCUGAGUUCCCCACAGCAGUUAAUAGACAUUUGGAAGGACUUAAAGGGGCCCAUAUAAGUCUAUUUAAGGGCUCAGUCAGUUAACAUUUUGUAAAUGUCUGAAAGCUGAGAUUGGCAGACCGACAUACACAUGUGGACAUAGUGACUGUAUUUAGACGGAGCCAGGGGAUCGUCUGAGGAGCCACUCACGCAACACACACUCCUGUGGAAGAACUUCUUGAGACAUGUUUUUAACGUUUAACUUCUUUUACCAUGAAACAGGGUUUUAAAAACACAGCACUCCACCAGAGGAACAAAUAUCAAGGAAAUCAGCAAUGUUUGUUACAUAGAAAAAUAAAAGAACAAAAAUGGUUUUGUAAUAUUACAAUAACCUUUCACAGUCUCUAUUACAACUUUUAAGUUUAAAUGUAUAGUUUUAUGAAAUGAACACAAAAGUAUAGACUGUAUACAUACACAAAGAUGAAUUCCACAUAAUAAUAUUUUUAACUGAAAGGCUAAACUGUGUUUGAAAAGCAAAAGUAUUUUUCCAUAAAUCUCUUUUGGGGCAGGUUGUCAACUGGUGUCAUAUUUACCUUGAAUAUUGAAACUGUAAACUAAUUAAUUUACCAUUUCUGUUGGCCAGAACAAGGGUUUGAUUUAUGUGCAUUGUUUUUCAUUUUUAUUGCAUAUUGAGUUAUUAUGUGUUUGAUAACUUAAUUAUUCUUUGAGUAUUGCUGGAAAAAAAGUUUCCUAGAUCAAUGCUCAAUGUUCUGUGAAAUUUGUAACUCAAAUGUGCCUCCCCAGUCUAAAAAGAGUAGGCCUAUUUAGUGAACCUGCAGAUUCAUAAUUUCUAUUUUUUUUCUUUUUUUUUUAUGUAUAUCUGUUUUUGUUUGUGAGCUAUGUGUUUCAUUUUACUUUUAAGGUUCAUAUUCUUAAACUGUGAUCUCAGUAA